Messenger RNA from Cladophialophora carrionii CBS 160.54, 840 nucleotides. RefSeq lists its product as uncharacterized. The transcript is spliced from 5 exons. NCBI's taxonomy places the organism in Eukaryota, Fungi, Ascomycota, Eurotiomycetes, Chaetothyriales, Herpotrichiellaceae. The record is from RefSeq and is a predicted model, not a curated record. Gene Ontology annotation, molecular function: L-ornithine transmembrane transporter activity. Gene Ontology annotation, biological process: mitochondrial L-ornithine transmembrane transport. Bases 1 to 840 code for a protein of 279 amino acids.
AUGCCGUGGCAGGUGCCGCUGGAGGAGUCGUGUCUGUCCUUCUCGAGGAACCGCCUAGGCCAGCCUUUUGACCUGAUCAAAGUGAGGCUCCAGGUUCAUAAUUCGAGCAACGCACUUCGGGUGGUUUCCGAUAUCUUCCGGAAUGAAGGGCCGUUGGCCUUCUACAAGGGAGCCUUGUUACCUUUCUUGGGGGUGGGAGCAGCGGUAAGCAUACAGUUUUCUGUGUUUCACAGCGCAAAGCACGCUCUUGAACGUCUCAAAGACCAAUCCUCCCAUUCAAAUGGACGGAAACUUUCCAACCUGGACUUUUACUUGGCUGGCGGAGCUGCGGGCCUCGCAAACAGCAUUGUAUCAGGUCCUGUAGAGCAUAUCCGGAUCCGCCUUCAGAUGCAACCCGCCGGCACCAGGAGACUGUACUUCGGGCCGUGGGAUUGUAUGAGGAAGAUAUCUGGCGCGGCUGGGAUCAAGGGAGUAUUCAAAGGCCAGAACAUUGCCGUGCUGCGUGAGUUUCAAGCCUACGGUUGCUACUUUGUGGCGUUCGAGGCUUGCAUACAGAUGAUGGCCGAUGCAAGAGAGAAAAGGCGUGAGGAUCUGCCGACCUGGUCAGUCGCGUCUUGCGGUGCGUUGGCCGGUGUGGCGUUCUGGUUUGGAAGCUAUCCGCUCGAUGUGAUCAAGACGAAAUUACAGAACGACGGAAUCGGCCCAGAUCGACAGUACAAGAGUGCUUGGACAGCGACGGUGCAGACCUGGAAGGGUGGGAAGUUCCCUGCGUUCUUCCGGGGGCUUGGUCCUACUUUGCUAAGGACCGUGUUAUCAUCCUCUGGGACAUUCGCCGUGUAA